Messenger RNA from Sparassis crispa, 420 nucleotides. RefSeq lists its product as hypothetical. The coding region runs from base 1 to 420 and encodes 139 amino acids. NCBI's taxonomy places the organism in Eukaryota, Fungi, Basidiomycota, Agaricomycetes, Polyporales, Sparassidaceae. The record is from RefSeq and is a predicted model, not a curated record. The transcript has 4 exons.
AUGGCUGGGGCCGUGAACAUCGGUCAGUACGAAGAGCAACCUCAUCACUCAACCCCUCAUCGAUACUCCAUUGACAUCGUCUCACAACUCAAAUACCAUACCAUGUCUGGCUUCAACAACUGGGUUUCCACCAACGUGCAGGUCAUCAUCACCGAGAUUGGAACGGCAACUACAGCUAGCAACAGCUUCAACUUCGUCAUGAAGAGCGACCAGGGUGCUAUCUGGUUCGUGAGCGGCAAGACUGGCAAGGCCUCGCACAACUGGGGCUUGGACCCAAGCGUGGGGCUGCCUGCCUUCACCACGCUCGCGAAUGCCUGCUAUAUCAGUGAAAUCACUGCCACGCUCAACUGGACUGGUGAUGCUAACUGGGCGGUGAACUGGAAGGCCAAGCUUGCCAAUGGAGGUGUCCAUUUCGCAUGA